Leopardus geoffroyi (Geoffroy's cat) is the source of this 1818-nucleotide messenger RNA. RefSeq names its product FAM3 metabolism regulating signaling molecule A (gene FAM3A). NCBI's taxonomy places the organism in Eukaryota, Metazoa, Chordata, Mammalia, Carnivora, Felidae. The record is from RefSeq and is a predicted model, not a curated record. The transcript is spliced from 12 exons. The coding region runs from base 542 to 1234 and encodes 230 amino acids.
UAGAAAGCCGACUGUGAGGAAAGGCAUCGCAAGGCUGAGCUUGGUGGCCUCUGGCUCGUCACGUUCCGACCCCAGAUACAUCCGCUUCAUUCGAGGCUUCAGAAAUCCGACUGCAGGGCAGGAGUGCAACCCCAGCCCUCGAAGCCUAGGAAGGCCGGCUCGUACCGCCUUAGAGGAGUCUGGGGGCAGCCCCGCGGCGGGGGCGGUACCGGCGGGCUGUGGCCCCGCCCCCGGGCCGCCAUUGCCGGGCCUGUCGGACCGAGCUGCGCAUCUCCCUCGUCUCCCCUCGCGAGCGGAGCCGGGCGACCGGCCUGACAAGGCUGCCCACAACCCAGCUUGCAUCGCCCCACGGGCCAGGGCCUUUCUGCGCGUGCCCGAGGAGCCUGGCCAGGUGGUUGGACGAACAAGCCGGUGCACCGGUCGCGUCCACCCAGCAGCGAGGACCAAGCACAGGCUCACGCUUGUGUUUUGUUGCCCCCAGAGUGCAGGGUCCCCAAACACUGCACCUGCCGACGACCCCAACCCCGCGGGAGAAGUGGACAUGAGGUUGGCAGGCCCCCUCCGCAUUGUGGCCCUGAUUGUCACCGUGGGCCUCACCUGGAUCGUGGUCAGCAUUCUCCUAGGUGGGCCUGGCAGUGGCUUUCCUCGUAUCCAGCAACUCUUCUCCAGCCCAGAGAACUCAGCGACUGCAGAGCCACGAGCCAGGAAGUACAAAUGCGGCCUGCCCCAGCCAUGUCCCGAGGAGCACCUGGCCUUCCGCAUGGUCAGCGGGGCCGCCAAUGUCAUCGGACCAAAGAUCUGCCUCGAAGACAAGAUGCUCAUGAGCAGUGUCAAGGACAACGUGGGCCGUGGACUGAACAUCGCCCUGGUGAACGGGGUCAGCGGUGAGCUCAUCGAAGCCCGGGCCUUUGACAUGUGGGCAGGAGAUGUCAACGAUCUGCUGAAGUUUAUUCGGCCACUGCAUGAAGGUACCCUGGUGUUUGUGGCAUCGUACGACGACCCAGCCACCAAGAUGAACGAGGAGACCAGGAAGCUUUUCAGUGAUCUGGGCAGCAAGAAUGUGAAGGACCUGGCCUUCCGGGACAGCUGGGUGUUUGUGGGGGCCAAGGGCGUGCAGAACAAGAGCCCCUUUGAGCAGCACGUGAAGAACAGUAAGCACACCAAUAAGUACGAAGGCUGGCCCGAGGCCCUGGAGAUGGAAGGCUGCAUCCCCAGGAGGACGACGGCUGGCUAGCCGGCCGAGCACAGGGACCGGGCUGAGGGGGGCUGCGUGUGCCUGGCCAGGAGAAGGCGGUGGCGGCGCCGGCGUGAGGCUGAGGCCUGACCCCACGCCCAGCCGGGAGUGCUGUCUUGCCCCAACACCUCGGGGCUCCGAAGCGGUGACGGGACCAGGUGUGACCGGUGGGGGGGGGGUCUCUUUGUAAAGCUGCUUCCCCGGGUCAGCCCCGCCUGAUUCCCAAGCACCCAUGGUCACAAGGGCCCCGGGCGCUCGCCCCUUGCUGCGCCAAGUCUGGUAGCAGCUCCGCAGUGGGUCGGGGCAUCUUCCAGAACCUCUCCAUCCCAGAGCCGCUCGCUGCUCUUGGGGCUGAUCCUGUUUCCAGGGUGAUUCCUUCAGAUGAGCCACACCUGGCUGCCUCCUGCGUCGCGCUCUUCGGGAAGGGGCCUCGUCGGAGCCGAGCCAGCCGGGGCACCAAAGUCGCCUGAUCACCGGCCCUGUCGCGGCAGAUGGCGGCUCCCAUGCUUUGUCGGGGGCCCACCUUCCAGAUGACCUCUCAAUAAAUUAGUGGCCCCAGUGGAAUAAAGUGCAUUAAGUGGGGA